Messenger RNA from Acipenser ruthenus (sterlet), 1820 nucleotides. Its product is annotated as zinc finger protein 583-like. Gene Ontology annotation, biological process: regulation of transcription by RNA polymerase II. The record is from RefSeq and is a predicted model, not a curated record. The transcript is spliced from 2 exons. Gene Ontology annotation, molecular function: DNA-binding transcription factor activity; RNA polymerase II cis-regulatory region sequence-specific DNA binding. Bases 124 to 1197 code for a protein of 357 amino acids. Lineage: Eukaryota; Metazoa; Chordata; Actinopteri; Acipenseriformes; Acipenseridae.
AUUGCUGCCCCUCACAAACAUGGCGCCGCUCAGGACGCGCUGCUGCAAUGCAAACUAAACACUUUUAACCAAGUUUGCCAAAGUUAAGGACUGCCUUAUCUUUGUGAAAGCCAAGGAACAAAGAUGGAUUCUGUUUACAUUAAACAGGAAGAGAAGCCUGAACUGGAGCCUGUCCACAUUAAAGAAGAACAGACUGAACUGGAGCUUGUCCACAUUAAAGAAGAGACUGAACUGAAGCCUGUCUACAUUAAACAAGAGACUGAACUGGAGCCUGUCCACAUUAAAGAAGAAAAGACUGAACUGGAGCCUGUCCACAUUAAAGAAGAAGAGACUGAACUGGAGCUUGUCCACAUUAAAGAAGAAGAGACUGAACUGGAGCCUGUCCACAUUAAAGAAGAAGAGAUUGAACUGGAGCUUGUCCACAUUAAAGAAGAGACUGAACUGAAGCCUGUCCACAUUAAAGAAGAGACUGAACUGGAGCCUGUCCACAUUAAAGAAGAAGAAACUGAACUGGAGCCUGUCCACAUUGAAGAAGAAGAGACUGAACUGGAGCCUGUCCACAUUAAAGAGGAAGAGACUGAACUGGAGCCUGUCCACAUUAAAGAAGAGGAGACUGAACUGGAAGAAGAAUCUACUGACUUGUUGUUUAAGGAUUCAGAACACAUAUCCGGGCCAAAGAUAUCAUCACAUCAAUGUAAUGAAUGUGGGAAGAGCUUCAGUCGGUUAGGACACCUAAAUAGACACCAACGAAUUCACACUGGAGAGAAGCCGUUUCAAUGUACUGAAUGUAGAAAGAGCUUCCGUCACUUGGGAAACCUAAAAACACACCACCGAAUUCACACUGGAGAGAAGCCGUAUUACUGUACUGAAUGUGGGGAGAACUUCAGGGAGUCAGGAAGCCUAAAUAGACACCAACGAAUUCACACUGGAGAGAAGCCGUAUCAAUGUACUGAAUGUGGAAAGAGCUUCCGUCAUUUAGAAGGCCUAAAAAAACACCAGCGAAUUCACACUGGAGAGAAGCCGUAUCACUGUACUGAAUGUAGGGAGAGUUUCAGUCAGUCAGACUCCCUAAAAAGACACCAGCGAAUUCACACUGAAGCCAGUCUCCCUCCCUCCCAGUCCCUCACCUCUCCACCCUGCUUGUUUGAGUGUGUGGAGAUCUGCCUGAUUCCUUGUCUCUCUCUCACCCUGCAGUAAAUGAAGGGGGUCCCCAGGAGUGAGAGCCAGCCUGAAUCCAGAGACACUGAGAAGGGGAGCGUGUCAAACUGAAGGAGACAGACCCAUUCUUUCAGAAUGAACUGGAGAGCCCUGGGAUUCAGCUCCACUCCUGCCCCUGAAUUGGAAAUUAAUCUCACUCAUCAUGCUGUUAGGAUUUAGGACAGUGUUACAGGGUCAUUCCACUUAGAAGGGACACAUUGGAAAUAUAUGCCAAGCUUUUUCUCUGAACACUGAUAUGUGUGAUGCAAACUAAGGCUGAGGCGAUGCAUCGUAUCGUUUGACAAUUAUCGAUAGUCAAGCCUGUGCAUAGUUUUUGUGUAAAGAGUUUAAGCAAAUGUAAGCUUUUAUUUUUUAUUAAAGUUGGAAACUAAAUUGGUCAGAUUCUGGACAGAAUCUGCGCAGAAUGAUCUCCAUGAACGCUCCCUGUAUGUACUGUGUGUGAGUCCUGCGUGCACGUAACCAUACGGGAGCCUGCGUGCUUAUGAAAAUGUGUGUUUUAAAUGUUUUACUCCUGCUUGUGUCUGUAGUUAUAGUUAUGGUACCAUGAUUUCUAACUUUUAUAUUCUUACUUUCGUGAGCCUUAAUAAAGUUCAUAAUUUUUA